ACAAUACAAAGGAUAAUGAGCAGUACCAUUUAAAUAUUCAAAAUCAGUUACAACUUGUUAGCAAAGAAAAAUUACUAAUUCAAAAUGAUUUAAACCUUAUAAUCCAGCAAUGUUUAGAAAUUUCAAAACAUGAUGAAUCACAAAAAUAUUUACAAGAUAAAGUACAACUAUGUGUAUUGAAUUACCAUAAUGUAUAUACAGAAUUUGUUAAUUUGUCUUGUGAUAUUGAAUCAUUAUUAAAAUGUCAAACCAUUACAGUAUCUAAUUUGAGAGAAGAAAUUCUACUAAAAUCUGCAGAAAUUGAACACUUGCAAAAACAGGUUCUUGGGUCCAGUUUACAGCAAGAAUAUGAUCGACUAGAAAAAGAAUAUAUGUUAAGGUCUUGUGAAUGUGAUGAGGCACAAGUAAAAAUAUUACAUUUAGAAUCAAUAUUGUCAAGAAAGGAAGAAUCUGAAAAUGUUCUUAAAAAUGAUUAUGAAUCAAAAUGUAUUGAACUGGAAGAAUAUAAGAAAAAUAUUAAAUUUUUAGUUUCUAGAAAUAAUUCAUUUCAAAUCAGAGUUAAUGAUUUUGAAGAUAAUGUUUUAGUUGAUUUAAAUGAAGAAAUUGAUUUAAUGAAAUCACAAUUGGCAAAAAAAACUGAUCAUGAAAAAAUGUUACUGGAAGAAAAGGCAAAUCUCAAAUGUAACUUUGAGGAACUUCAAGAACAAUUUAUUAAUGUCACUAAAGAAAUGAAACUUCGGGAAGAAAAAUGUGAAGAUUUGGCUACAAUUAUUAAUGUUUUAGUAAAUGAAAUAAAAGAGGCAAAGUCAGUUAAACAAAAUUUAGAGUCUUGUUUGAACGAAGCUGAACAUGAAUUACUCAAGUAUGGAGACCUCUGUGAAAACCUCAAAUUAGAAUUAUAUAGUGUGCAAAGGGAAUUAGAAAAUGCAUGCAUUAAAGCUGAGUCUAUAGAAAAACAGUUGCAGAAUCUUGAAUUUAAAUUUAAUGAUAAAAUUAAUAAAAAAUACAUUGAUGGUUGUGAUGUUAGAAAUCAAUUAAUUGAUCCACUUGUUGAUUUUGUACAUGAUAUUAAAUUGAAACUUACUGAACUCAAUUCUGCAAUGAUAUCAGGAAACCAAAGCGAAAAAAGUUUUAGAACAAAGGUUGUGUCAGGCAAUGAUUAUAUUUUACCUCAUGAAGAAACAUGGAAAAUGAGCUGUGACUCCCAACCUGAAUCUCCCAAUGGUGAAAUUUGUUCAGAAAUUCAUAAAUUACUUAAAUUAUUAAAAGAAAAAAAUGAUUUAAUAAACACUCUCCAUAUAGCAAAAAAUGAAAUGGAAAAAAAUAUUUAUGAACUACGAUGUCAAGUGAAAAAUCAAUCUGAUGAAAAUAUUAAACAUGUUAAUGAUAUACAAUUUAUGGAAAAUGAUCUAAAAGAAAAAAUGUUAUUGAUAAAAAAUUUAAAUUAUGAAUUGAAUGAUAUUCAACAAUUGUAUACCAAACUAAAGGAACAAAUCAAUGAAGCCCAAGAACAAAAUAUAAAACUUUCUGAUAAAAAUGAAAAAUUGAUUAGUAAUAUAACAUUAGUAGAAAAAAAUCUACAAGAUAAAACUUCAUUGGUAUGCAAUUUAAAGAAUGAAUUGAAUAACCUUAAAAUAGAACAUACCAAACUUGAAGAACAUAAUCAGGCAAAUAAAAAACUAAUUGACUUUAGCUAUGACAUUGAUUUAGAGUUAAAAAAUGGUAAAAAGAACAUUAUAAAUGAAAUUAAUCUUCUUGAACCAGGAAAAAUUACAGGCGUUCUUACUGAUCAUAAUUUGUCUAAUUUAUUGGAUACCUUUGUCAACCUUAUAAUGAUUAAAGAACAUCAAAUAGUAACAAACUUAGCUAGCAACCACAGCAAAAUUAUACAACUAUAUGAAGAUAAAAUCAAACAGAUGCAAGAAGACAUAAAAAAAGGGAAAGAAUGGCAAGAACAGGUUGAAAGUGAUAAUGAAAAACUUGUCCUUGAACUUGAAAAUCUCAAAUCUCAAAUUUCAAAUUUUUCUUGUACGGAAUUAAAGAUAAAAACACUAACAGAAAAAGUUUUGGAAGCAGAGCAUCUAUCUUUUAAUUAUUUGAGUGAGUUGGAAGAAUUAAAGGCUCAAUUGAGUAAAACAAGUGAACAAAACUUUCAGGCAUUAUCACAUAAAUUUGAAGUAUUUAAGACUAAUUCAGAGCAGUCUAUACAAGAAUUGAAAAAUAAACUUGAAAAUUUAACCAAACAGUAUAUUGAAACAUUAAAUAUGUGUGAAGUUCAAAAAAGUUGUCGUUUUAGUCUGGAAGAUCAAAUAGAAAAGAUUCAAUCAGAAUGUGCUUGUCUAAAAUCUGUUAUUGAAAAAAAAGAUGAAGAUAUUAAAAACUUACUUUUAGGACUUAAAUUGAAGACAAAUGAGUAUGAAAUAAUGAUCAAAAACCAUAGUUUACAAAAAGAAGAAAUGAGAAUUUUUCAUGAAAAGAAAAUUAGUGAUCUACAGUUUGAUUUAAGUAAUACGAAACAUAAAAUGUAUUGUACAGAAAAGUUGUUGAAAGAAAUAAAUAAAAAUAAUGAAAAUGAUAAAGUUAAAUUGAAUAUGAAUGAUUAUAGUUUAAUUGAUGUAAAUAAUGUAACCGACAAAUUAAGAACAAUACUAAAGUGUAAUGGUAAUUUGUCAGAAAUCUACGGAAAUAUAUGUUCAUUAAUGACCAAAUGUGAAUAUUUAGAAGAAGAAAUUAAAGAAUUGAAACAUGCUAAUGUCAACUUAGACAAUGAAUGUGAGUCUAUGUUAGAUGAAGUAAACAAUAAAAACAAUAAGAUAACUGAACUUUUGACUCAAGUAGAAGUGUUGAAUCGAAACACUGAACUGUUAACGGAAGAAAGAGAGUUUUUGAGGAACAAAUGUAAACAAUUUAAAAUCUUCAAUAAUGAUCUCAAAAGAUUAAAUGAUGAAAUAUGUAGUUAUGAGCAAAACAUUUAUGAACUUAGAAAAGACAAAGGUCAGCUAAUUGUACAACACAAUAAAGAACUGAAACAACUAAAAAAUGAACUACAAGAAGUCCAAGGCAAAAAUUUGGAACUGUUUAACGAGUACAGCGCAUUAUCUGAGACUGCUAAAAAUUUGGAAAAAUCACUGAAGGAUGACAUUCAACAAUUAAAUAGAUGUAUUGUGGAUAAGAAUGCAAAAAUAUCCACAUUAGAACUGUUUUCCAAAUCCUACUCCGAUGAUCUCAAAAAAAAAAAUCGUGAAUUGGAAAUUGUCUUUAAAAGGGCAAGAGAUGAGAAUCAUAUGUUACGCAGCGAAUUACGGCGUUUGAAAAAAAUUACAAAUGUGUGUAGAGCUGAUCAAUACACUCAGACUGUUGAAGAACAAAGCUUGAUGAGUAGUACAAUAGUGACCGACCAAAAAUGUAUGUUAGACAAGAUUGCCAAAUUUGAGAAUGAUAGUAAAAUUAUGAGAAUGAUGCUACAUCAUCGUAAAUCUAAAAUUGAAGAACUUGAAAAGCAACUCAAUGAAAGACAUAGUAAAAUAUAAUAAAUCUACUGUCCUUAAAUA
Messenger RNA from Acyrthosiphon pisum (pea aphid), 3551 nucleotides. RefSeq lists its product as uncharacterized. NCBI's taxonomy places the organism in Eukaryota, Metazoa, Arthropoda, Insecta, Hemiptera, Aphididae. The transcript has 4 exons. The record is from RefSeq and is a predicted model, not a curated record. The coding region runs from base 372 to 3530 and encodes 1052 amino acids.